Ziziphus jujuba (common jujube) is the source of this 880-nucleotide messenger RNA. Its product is annotated as small ribosomal subunit protein uS11x. Gene Ontology annotation, cellular component: cytosolic small ribosomal subunit; ribosome. Gene Ontology annotation, molecular function: structural constituent of ribosome; small ribosomal subunit rRNA binding; mRNA 5'-UTR binding. Gene Ontology annotation, biological process: ribosomal small subunit assembly; translation; maturation of SSU-rRNA from tricistronic rRNA transcript (SSU-rRNA, 5.8S rRNA, LSU-rRNA). The record is from RefSeq and is a predicted model, not a curated record. Bases 157 to 609 code for a protein of 150 amino acids. The transcript has 6 exons. NCBI's taxonomy places the organism in Eukaryota, Viridiplantae, Streptophyta, Magnoliopsida, Rosales, Rhamnaceae.
UCAAUUCAAAUUAUUAGAGUGUCAUCGCAAAACCCUAAUCUUUGUGCCAUAUAAACCAAAGCAGACACAGAGGUUCACUCUCUUCCUCCGUAGGGUUUACAGGUAGAAGGAGAUUUACCAAGGAACCCUAAUUCUCCAUCUCGUCGUUUCGGAAACAUGUCGAAGAAGAAGACCAGAGAACCAAAAGAAGAAAAUAUUACCCUUGGACCUGCUGUCAAAGAUGGAGAACAUGUUUUUGGGGUGGCUCACAUUUUUGCGUCAUUCAAUGACACAUUUAUUCAUGUGACUGAUCUCUCAGGAAGAGAAACCAUUGUCCGCAUCACUGGUGGUAUGAAGGUGAAAGCUGAUAGAGAUGAAUCUUCCCCAUAUGCUGCCAUGCUUGCAGCACAGGAUGUUGCCCAGAGAUGCAAGGAAUUAGGUAUAACUGCUCUUCAUAUUAAGCUCCGAGCUACUGGAGGAAACAAAACAAAGACUCCUGGUCCUGGUGCCCAGUCUGCAUUGCGUGCUCUUGCUCGUUCUGGGAUGAGAAUUGGCCGUAUUGAGGAUGUUACUCCAAUUCCGACAGACAGCACCCGUAGAAAGGGUGGUAGAAGAGGGAGAAGGCUGUGAGUGCAUUUUUUCCCUUGUUUGUGCUAUAUAUGGUUGACCAUUGCGGGACUUAUGUGGACUUGUAUUUUUCAAUGGUGUGAGCUAUAUCAUCACAAUUGCUGUGCUUUAGUGGGAUAAUGACACAUCUAAAGUCUAAACUAGGAUGAUAUUUUUUUUUCCAGUUUUGAAAUUGAUAUUUAGUUUUUCUCAAUUUUGGUGAUGCGAAAUAUCUAUUCUAAAUGGUGUAGAAAUAGUCGUGGUAUUUUUAUGGAAUAUCUGAUUUUACUGCUUA